Molecule: messenger RNA, 225 nt
Organism: Chironomus riparius
Lineage: Eukaryota; Metazoa; Arthropoda; Insecta; Diptera; Chironomidae
Source: the annotation of a GenBank genome assembly
AUGCCUAGAUUCAGAAACACAAAAUCAAUCGGUCCGGGUAUUAAUACAGUAAUUCAAAUUUAUCAAACAAUAAUUGGAAGUAAUGGAAUAAACUUAGGCAAUCAUGAUAUAAGCAAUGGUAUGAUUUUUAAUUGUGAUAAUCAAAGUGCUAUAAAGCUAAGUUUGAAUGAGCGUUAUCGUGCAAGUCAGAGUGGAUUAAAAUUUGAAUGUGCACUUAAUGCUUAG